Messenger RNA from Hypoxylon fragiforme, 1310 nucleotides. RefSeq names its product alpha/beta-hydrolase. The transcript has a single exon. Gene Ontology annotation, molecular function: hydrolase activity. NCBI's taxonomy places the organism in Eukaryota, Fungi, Ascomycota, Sordariomycetes, Xylariales, Hypoxylaceae. The coding region runs from base 1 to 1002 and encodes 333 amino acids. The record is from RefSeq and is a predicted model, not a curated record.
AUGGCUUCUCAGGGACUACCCGUCCCCGCACCCUUCCACUCCCGCCACACAUCCCUUAUCGGAUCCAACACAUGGAGCUAUCUACGCGCCAGGCCCUCUUCUAAGCCCAAAGGCACCGUCCUUCUCCUCCACGGAUUCCCGUCUCUUCCCUACGAUUGGCGCUACCAAGUGUCGCUCUUCACCUCACUUGGGUACCAAGUCAUCGCCCCCUACAUGCUCGGGUACGGCUACACCUCCUCACCAAGCGAAGUAGCCGAGUUCUCAUUCAAGCGGCAAUCCGACGACCUCGCCUCCCUGCUCGACCAGCUCGUCCCCUCCGAGCAAGUAAUCCUCGGCGGCCACGACUGGGGCGGCGACCUCGUCUGGCGCUUCGCCAUCUACCACCCCCGCCUCUUCAAAGCCAUCUUCUCCAUCACCUUCCCGUACAUCCCGCCCAGCCUCAACUACACCGAUCUCGCCGACCGGAUCGCGGCGGGAGAGUUGCGCAUGUUCGGGUACCAGCUGCAGAUGCGGGACCCGUCGACCGACCGCAAGAUCCAGAGCGCGCGGCAGAUCCGGCGGUUCCUGGUCGGCGCGUACGGCGGCGCGACGCCCGAGGGCGAGCGCGCGUUCUCUCCGUGCAGCGGGAUGGACUUCGCGCUGCUCCCGCGCUUGCGGCCGUCCCCCCUCUUAGAUGGCGUGGAGCUAGACCGCCACGUGGCGGAGUAUACGCGCCACGGGUUCCGGGGCCCGCUGAACUGGUACCGCACGGCGAGGAUCAACUACGAGGAUGAGCUGCCGAUUGCGGAGGAGGAGGAGGGUGGGGGGCAUAGGUUCACGAUGCCGGCGCUGUUUGUGCAGGCGCUGAGGGAUGAUAUACUGGUUCCGGAGCUGGCGGUGGGGAUGGAGAGGCAUUUUGAGAGGUUGACGAGAGUGGAUGUUGAUACGGCGCAUUGGGCUAUGAUUGAGGGGCCGGAGGAGGUGAAUGAGGCUAUUCGGGGUUGGCUUGAGACGCUUGAGUAGGGGAUGGGAGGUGAGGAUGGUGGCUAGAGAGUUAUCAACCCGGUGACAGAUAGAAGAGCUGGUUCUGACGGCCAUUCUUCUUAUAUUGAUCGCGAUAGGCUAUGAUCUCAAUUCCAGGACAAAUUACGCCCCCUCUAGUUACUGGAGACUUUGAAAUAGGACACAUGUUGUGGGGUUAGUUGUUGCUGAUUCGAUUAUGGUGGGCUGAGAUCGUAAUGUGCAUAUACUGCACAAUUCGCUAGACGGGUUGCAAAAGAAGAAAACUCAUCAUUUGUUCAGUCUAGCGCUAUUCCCAAUACCCCCUACCC